Molecule: messenger RNA, 591 nt
Organism: Notechis scutatus (mainland tiger snake)
Lineage: Eukaryota; Metazoa; Chordata; Lepidosauria; Squamata; Elapidae
Source: RefSeq, a predicted model, not a curated record
AGUGACUUGUGGUCCUUAGGCAUCACUGCGAUCGAAAUGGCUGAGGGAGCUCCCCCUUUGUGCGACAUGCAUCCAAUGAGAGCUCUCUUUCUGAUUCCACGGAACCCUUCUCCGAAACUGAAGUCCAGGAAAUGGUCAAAAAAGUUUCUCAACUUUGUCGACAGUUGCUUGGUCAAAAAUUACAUGCAUCGCCCUGUGACUGAAACUCUGCUCAAACAUUCCUUCAUCAGGGACAUGCAAAAUGAACGCCAAGUACGCAUCUUGCUAAAAGACCAUCUAGACAGGACCAGGAAGAAAAAGGGAGAAAAAGAUGAAACAGAAUAUGAGUACAGCGGAAGCGAGGAAGAAGGGGAUGAGUUGAACGAAGACGAAGGAGAACCAAGCUCCAUCGUGAAUCUCCCGGGGGAAUCCACCCUGCGCCGAGAGUUCCUUCGACUUCAGCAAGAGAACAAAUCCCGUUCAGACCCCCCCUGCCUCCAGCCCCUGCAACACCAGCAACAGAAACACCAGGAAAACUACAAAAGGCAGCUUUUGGAAGAGAGGCAGAAGCGCAUCGUGGAGCAAAAACUGCAGAGGAAGAAGUUGGAAGAU